UUUAUUCAAAACAAAUAAUAAAGUCAUUCAAUCACUGAAAUUCGCACGAAAUGGAAGUCCCCUCAUCGAAGAAGCCAAAAUCCCCGAAGCGAAUUCUCGUCACGGGCGGCACAGGUCUCGUUGGAAAAGCCAUCGAAGCAGAAUCAAAACACGAAACGGGCGAUACGUGGAUUUUUGUCGGCUCCAAAGAUGCUGAUUUGACAAAUCGCUCGUCAGUUGUUGAACUUUUCAAAAAACACUCGCCGACGCAUGUGAUCCAUUUGGCAGCGAAAGUUGGAGGACUUUACGACAACAUGGCAAACAAUUUGGACUUUCUCCGCGACAACAUGGCAAUGAACGACAACGUUUUGAGUGUCAGUCACGAAUUUCACGUGGAAAAAGUAAUUUCGUGUCUUUCGACAUGCAUUUUUCCCGAUAAGACGACAUAUCCCAUCGACGAAACGAUGAUCCAUAAUGGCCCGCCUCACGAUUCCAAUUUCGGUUAUAGUUACGCCAAACGACUUAUCGAUAUCACGAAUCGAGCGUAUCACGAAAAGUACGGCAGUAAAUUCACUUCCAUUAUUCCGUGCAACGUUUUUGGUCCUCAUGAUAAUUACAAGCACGAAACAAGUCACGUCAUUCCGGGAAUGAUUCAUCGCAUGUACGACUUGCUUUUUAAGGAAAAUCCGGAAGUUCCCUCCGAAAAGAAGUCUUUCAAGGUUUAUGGAAGCGGAAAACCGUUGCGACAAUUUAUUUAUUCGCACGAUUUGGCGAAAUUGAUCAUUUGGGUCGUGAAUAAUUACGAAAGUGCGGAGCCGAUAAUUCUCUCUGUGGAUGAAUCUGCGGAAAUUUCGAUCAGACAAGUAGCGGAAAGUAUCGCAAAAGCAUUUGAUUUCAAGGGAGAACUUUAUUUUGAUACCUCAAAGGCUGAUGGACAAUACAAGAAGACUGCAUCGAAUAAGAAACUUCGUUCUCUUUAUCCGGAAUUUACAUUUACGAACUAUGACGAUGCAAUUAAUGAUUCGGUCAAAUGGUUUAUUGAUAAUUAUUCGACAGCAAGGAAGUGAAUUUCUUUAUUAUUUUUUAAAGUACAGAGUUUUUUUUCGAAAUUUUCAUUCAAUUUUUAAAUAAAAUAUUUUUUUAUUAAAUUGAAAUUUUUCAUUUAAAAUAAAAUAUUGUUUGAAU
Molecule: messenger RNA, 1164 nt
Organism: Culicoides brevitarsis
Lineage: Eukaryota; Metazoa; Arthropoda; Insecta; Diptera; Ceratopogonidae
Gene: Gmer
Product: probable GDP-L-fucose synthase
Exons: 3
Coding region: 51-1046 (331 amino acids)
Biological process (GO): nucleotide-sugar biosynthetic process
Molecular function (GO): GDP-L-fucose synthase activity
Source: RefSeq, a predicted model, not a curated record